Protopterus annectens (West African lungfish) is the source of this 2188-nucleotide messenger RNA. RefSeq names its product H-2 class II histocompatibility antigen, A-U alpha chain-like. The record is from RefSeq and is a predicted model, not a curated record. NCBI's taxonomy places the organism in Eukaryota, Metazoa, Chordata, Ceratodontiformes, Protopteridae. Gene Ontology annotation, biological process: antigen processing and presentation of exogenous peptide antigen via MHC class II; immunoglobulin production involved in immunoglobulin-mediated immune response; positive regulation of T cell activation. Gene Ontology annotation, molecular function: MHC class II protein complex binding. The transcript is spliced from 4 exons. The coding region runs from base 247 to 1011 and encodes 254 amino acids. Gene Ontology annotation, cellular component: MHC class II protein complex.
CGAUUAGUUCACAAAAAUAAAUAAGUGAAUCCUAAAAAGAGGAAGUAAGAGCUGGGAGAGCUGAUCUAAAGCUAAUUUAAAGCUGUUUUGUUGCGAUGUAUGUCUCUUAAAUAUUCUGCGUUUUUCUAGCAGCACACACUGUCUCAGUUCUCACCGAAGUUCUCAGAUCUUGAUUGAAUUUUUCUAAAGAAAAUUCUGCUAAUGACUUCUGGAAUUAUUUUAUAAGCAGGAAACAACGAGUAAACAAUGUGUAGAAAAAUCCUGAUUUCUCUCUCUGCAGUCAUUUUGUGGAGUUUUGUAUUGUUUUCACUAGCUGAAAAAGAUAAAUAUACUUUCGAUGCAUAUUUAUUCUCAACAGACAAUGAUAUAUACAAAGGUAAUUUUAAGCUAUCUCUAUCAAUAAACGGAAUAGAAAUUAUACACUGGGAUGAGACAAAUAAAACGUUCUUGCAGCAGAUUGGAGGACUGGAAGAGCUGAUGCCAUUUCUUAACAGCUUAGUGAAGCUAAAUUCUGGAGGAACAAUGCAGUUACAUGAACGUAUCUUUAAAGUAAUGUCAGAAGAGACUCACAAUGCCCCAGCACCUAAUGAACUACCCGAUGUCUACAUUUACUUUGAAAAACCAAUUAAGUUUGGUGAAAAGAACAACCUGAGCUGUUUUGCUGUCAGAUUUUUCCCACUAUCCAUUCAAAUUACCAUUCUGAAAAACAAUGUUCUGCUUCCUAGUGAAAUAAAAUCAUCUGGGGCAUUGUUUGAUGACAACUGGAAAUUUCAGCUGCUAAAGUCUGCAGAAGUUAUACCAAUGGAUGGAGACGUGUUUUCAUGCUCGGUUGAACAUGUAAUUCUGAAGCAAACUAGAAAUGUGACAAUGGAGCCCAAGGAGCCUUAUACUCCAUAUGUGGAUCACAGUGGGACUAUAGUGGGUGCUGCUGGGACAGUCCUUGGAAUCACUGGAUUAUUACUGGGAAUUUUUUUAAUCAGGAAGCAUUGCACUGACAGAGAUGUUAUGUAAGAAGGGUGCUAGCAGUGUUUAUCUAUAUGUGUUUUCUUAUUUGAAGCUGAAAGGACUGAUUCGCCUGACUGCAAAUCCAUAAACCAAUGGACACAGUUGUAUCAUAAUUUCUGUUUUACAUAUUUUUAAAACAAAUUGUUUUUUUUCUUUAAUAUAAGAAAUGUUAAAGCUGUAUUUAUUUAAUGUUUUUAUGAAAUGUUAAGCAUCCUGACAUAAAACAUGUAUCCUGACAUGAUUGAAAGUAGUUUUAUAGAAGAUGUAUAUGUUGUACUGAAUGACACUACAGAUUUUCUUUUCAAAGAUUGUAUGUAUGUUAAUAACUAUAAUUUGGGGAAGUUAUAAAAUGAUUACCUCUACUCAGUAUUCAUGAAGGAGGAAGUGAAGAAAGGUGUAUAAAACCCAGCUAUAAGUUCAUAUCAUAAUGGAUAAAGGUGAGGGGAUAAAAAUGUAACUUUGAGUGAGAGAAUAGAAAUGUAACUUUUAAGUGGGUUACUUGUACAUGGAUGAAGUGUAUCCUUUUUGAAUGCAUUUUGUUUUAAUUAAACAUACUGAAUGAAAUGCAGUUUGAAAAGAGGAAAUGGAGCUGAGAUAUUUCUCCAAGACUGUUAAAUAUUAGAAUUAGAGGAAUUUUUGCUUUUCUCUGGUACUUUUCACUCUUGGAGUUGGUAUGUUUAAGUUAGUGAGGAGGGUAUUCUUCAAAGUGCCUUCCUUCAGUAAUUUUUUCCUUUAAUGUGAUUUAUAUGGGAAGACAGACUUUAAUAUUAGUAUACUUCAAUCAUUCGUCAUAAACCCCCUGUAAGUAAAUAGAUUUCGCAUGGAUACCGUGUAUCAGGAAAAUGGAAAUGCAAAGAAAACAAGAAGAUAGAGUUUCUAGUUAUAAGCUGGAAGUCUCAUGAAAGAAAUGAGACACUAUUAUUUUACAGUGUGGUGAAUGAAAGGAAUAAACUUACUGACGAUAAGAGAGAAUGAAUAAUAGGAAUAUAAUUAACUAAUGUAUGGUGCAAUCACAACGCAGUUCUAAAGAAAAUGCUGAAAAAAGGCAGAAAAGAAACAAGCCUUAAAGUAAAAUGUGUAGCUCGGGUUACUACCUAUUCAGUGCAAGAUAAGUGAUGUCCACAACCAAUGCAAAGGACUGGAUUUCACUUUUUUUCCAAAAUAAAAGCUCAUUCUUGUAAAA